CAGUCACAUUGAGUUAGAGUAACACCUCACUCUGCCGUUCACAGGGCAGGAGUUUGACGUUCGUGCCAGAUGUGUCAUUAACGCUACCGGCCCCUUCACUGACUCCCUGCGCAAAAUGGACAACCAGAAAACUGCCAACAUCUGCCAGCCUAGUGCAGGAGUGCAUAUUGUCAUCCCUGGAUAUUACAGCCCGGACAACAUGGGGCUGUUAGACCCCGCCACCAGUGAUGGCCGUGUCAUAUUCUUCCUGCCCUGGGAGAAGAUGACUGUCGCCGGCACAACAGACACGCCCACUGAAGUCACAGCCCAUCCCAUCCCAGUGGAGGAUGACAUCAACUUUAUCCUGAGCGAAGUACGCAAUUACCUCAGCCCUGACGUAGAAG
This is a messenger RNA of Sinocyclocheilus grahami, 383 nucleotides long. Its product is annotated as glycerol-3-phosphate dehydrogenase, mitochondrial-like. The annotation marks the transcript as partial. Gene Ontology annotation, biological process: glycerol-3-phosphate metabolic process. The record is from RefSeq and is a predicted model, not a curated record. The transcript has 2 exons. Gene Ontology annotation, cellular component: mitochondrion. NCBI's taxonomy places the organism in Eukaryota, Metazoa, Chordata, Actinopteri, Cypriniformes, Cyprinidae. Gene Ontology annotation, molecular function: glycerol-3-phosphate dehydrogenase (quinone) activity.